AUGGCUGUUCUUUCACUUCCACUCUCGUUCACCAACUCGUUCUGGACUCAGGACUAUCGCCGCGGUCUUGAGGUCAUAUUCGCCAAACUUCAACAGGGCGUGGUCGAGAACGAGGAGAUCAUUAGCUUUGUGAGGGCGCGUGCUGUAGCUGAAGCCAACCUUGCGGCUGCUCUGUCGCAGAGUGCAUCGCCAGGAUCAAAUGCUACUGGGUUCGCCGCCGACGAUGGUGCUACGCUGCUCAUGGCCUUCCGUGGGCUUCAAGCGGAGACGGAGAAACAAGCCGGCGUCCACAAGAACAUAGCCCACGAACUUGACACCCUUGUCGCCGACCCAUUUGCAGAAUGGGCAAAGGGACAUCGUGACAGGCUGAACUCGGCCCAGAACACUUUGAUCGAAGGACAUAUCCGGGCGUAUGAGGGUUCUGCUGUCGAAGUCGCAAAACUCAAGAACCAGUACAUCAACAAAGUACGCAAGGCGGAUGAAGCCGAGGACGAUGCCAAGUUCGCGCCCGGCAGUGAAGUAGGCAGUGACAAAUACACUACCUCUCCGCGUCUUCGGCCAGUAGACGCGACUACCGAAGAGGGUCGCGCACCGCCACAGCGCGGCUUCAGUGUCUCUGAACGCAUUGCGCAACGUCUGCGUGACAUUCAGAAGAAGACUGCUACGGCCACUGGUGCAGACGACGGAGAGAAAGAAGCUUUAAUUGAGAAGGAGAAGUUGGACAAGGGCAAGGAGCGUGCACACGACGAACACCCCAUUCCGGAUGAGAGUGCAUCGCCACUCCCCAUGUCACCGCUUCUGCCGCCCAAACUGGAAGUCCAGACACCUGGUUCGCCGAUGCCCCCGAUGCCGCCCGCGCCCAUGCUACUCGCUGGUCUAUCUGUACCUCCAUCUGCCGUUUCAGAUCUCUUGCGGCGGGCUCAGUCCGAACUUCCCCUCCGCCCUGUUCGGUUCCCCCUGCUUGGAGAGUAUCCCGACUGCUUUACUGGAGAGGAGUUCGCAACAUGGCUGAGGGAUAACGUCGAUGGGCUGGGCGGUAGCUGGGAUCGGGCUGAAGACGCAGCGAAGGACUUGACUGAGCGCGAGGGUCUUCUCCGUCGUAUCGGGGAGUUCCGUAACUUCUUCGAGCCAUCAGACGAGGCGUUCUACCAAUUCCGUCCCAAGGCGUUCGAGUUGGGCAAACCCGCUGCAGCGCGGCAAUCCACACUGGACAGUGUCGCGUCCCCCUUGAAGAUCACCCAGGGCGCCGACGACCUCUUCAAGCGCUCGAACAAGUUCCUGAAUGUCGUUAGCAAAGCGUUGGCGAACGACAACGAGCCGCGCCAUGUUCGCGCUCGGAUGGAGGCCGAAGCGGCUGAUCGCACAUACCGCAUCGCUAUCCGCAAGCUUGAUCGCCAGAGGCUUGGACUCGAGGAGCGUAUCGAAGAAGCUCUCAAGAACCUGCAAAGGAUGGAAAUGGACCGCCUCCGUGCUGUGAAGACCGUCCUGCUUCAGUUCCACGGCACGCUCUCCAAUCUGCCGAAAGCACUCGAGGGCCCAUUGGAGUUGUCCGGCUCACACAUUGCCGCAUACAUCCCGGAGACCGACCUGAACGCUCUCAUUGAGCGCUACAGGACCGGUCCGUUCCGCCCGGUGCCACAGCUUUACGAAAGUAUCGCGCAUGAUGAGCCGGAUGUUGUGUUUGGCAUAGAUCUCAGGAAGUGGGCCGAUGGUGGCUGGGGUGCUUUGGCCGGGAAUGAAGAGAAGAAGGAACUUGUCCAUCCCGUCUUCGCUGCCCUGUUCACCGCUAUCACGCAGGCAUACGCGAAGCUGCCCAAUGAUGAAGAGAGGCGCAAGGCAUGGAUCUACGAGGUGCCUUUGCGCGCCGUGCAUCAUGCUCGGGAAGCGCUCAAUGGCUCGGAUCUGGACUUGCCUAUCCCGCCAGACUUGUUGACGAAGUACGACGCACCCGUGCUCGCCAGCACUAUCAAGUUAUGGUUGCUCGAGCUGGAUCCACCACUCGCCAUGUGGGAUGGUUGGGAUGACAUUCGCAAGAUAUAUCCUAGUGUGGGCUCGGGUAAGAGCGCGCCAACCGGCGAAGAGCAUCAAGAGGCCUUGCGUGCCGUACUCCAGCGCUUCCCCAAGGUUCACCUCUACGCGUUGGAUGCCCUGAUCUCGCAUAUCCGCACUCUGAUCGAGAACACCAACUCGGAUGAAGAGAACAAGGUCUAUAUCGCGAAGUUGUCUUUGACGCUCGGCCGCACGAUUCUUCGACCCAAGCAUGAGUCCCCGGUUUCUCUCCAGGACCGCCACCCGGCCAUGUUCUUCAUCGAUCUCGUCGACCUCUAUCAGGAUCUCAUCCCUCCGACCAUCGCGAAGAAGAAGAAUGAGACCGAGCGCCGGAUGCCCAUCAGGAAGCGCACCGCUCCCAUCGACCUGCGCAUGAGCCGUAGUAGGAUGUCCGUCGGUACCGAGGCGAGAGAUUGGCUCGCUCAGCAGCGUCUAAGCGGGAAAAUUCCUGCACCGGUUCCGCCUGUACCUAAGAUCGCCACUCCCGUUCCCCCAGCGUCUAAUACGUCUACCACGGACGAAGCCUUCCCUGCGCCUGCAGCUCCAGCGUCUGAACCUGAAUCCAAGCCCGGAUCGGUCAUCUCGCCCAAGUCCGAAGCAGCGGCUAACUCUCCUGCUCCAGAGUCCCCAAGUAGUGUUGCCUCCGCGGCCAAACCGGUUUCCCCACCGGCACAGUCGGACUUCUCUAGCGUACCCCCGCCACCUGCGUUCAAGGAACCAGCACCCGAAGCUGACGAUCAGCUCUCACGCCCCUCAUUCAAAGAACCGCCGCCGGAGGAGGACGACCAGCCGCCCCGCCCUUCAUUCAAGGAACCUCCCCCGGAAGUCGAUGAUCAGCCGCCCCGUCCCCCUGCUUUCCGUGAGCCUGACCUCAGCGAUGUCACCCCGGUCCCGCGCCCGAACUUUGCCGACCCACCUCCCGAGCAUGGGGACGAGCCUGAGAGGGACCCUACGGUGUUCUCGUCCAGGCAGGGAAGCUUAUCGCCGACGCGCUCCGGUAGCCCCCGUUUGACCGUCAAGUCGCCCAUCUCGCCGAGUGGCGAACGCAGUCCUUCACCGCUGCGCAACCCGGACGCGCCAUUGACGUCUGGCAAGGCAUCUGUGUCGCGUACCGGCUCCAACGAAGCUGCUAGGGCCGUUCGUGGCCCUCGGGGUUCGCGUCCUCCUCGUACAGGCGGAGGCGGAAGCGUUAGCCAGAUGGUCUCCAACCUCAACCGUCAGUCGGUGACCGACGCACCGCGUUCGCCACGCCGUCCCAUCUCUGGUAUCUCUGACAACAAGCGCGCCAGCCUGACGGGCUCUCGUGGUUCGCUUGCACGCCGCACGAUGGACAGUGAUGCGGAGGACAACGUUGUCCAGUAG
Peniophora sp. CBMAI 1063 is the source of this 3411-nucleotide messenger RNA. The record is from the annotation of a GenBank genome assembly. NCBI's taxonomy places the organism in Eukaryota, Fungi, Basidiomycota, Agaricomycetes, Russulales, Peniophoraceae.